Molecule: messenger RNA, 263 nt
Organism: Racocetra fulgida
Lineage: Eukaryota; Fungi; Glomeromycota; Glomeromycetes; Diversisporales; Gigasporaceae
Source: the annotation of a GenBank genome assembly
UCGAUGCGGUGUCUAGCUCACGCAGGAAUGGUUCCACAAUUACACAUACGAACACUAUCGAAACAAGUAUCAUAUCUGAGCCUGGUGAUUGUGGUUCACCUGUGUUCGUAUUUAAUCUUGAUACGCUUCCCACUGUUUUUCUUAUCGGUAUACUUGUAUCUGGGUAUGGUAAUGAAAGUUCCACAGUUUUACCUAUGAAAAAGCUUUUACAAGAAAAUCAAGAACUUCUUACAAUCUUGAAUGUCAACGAAGUGCUCUUUUGA